This is a messenger RNA of Aspergillus uvarum CBS 121591, 2332 nucleotides long. RefSeq lists its product as uncharacterized. The transcript has 7 exons. Gene Ontology annotation, biological process: positive regulation of transcription by RNA polymerase II; DNA-templated transcription. The record is from RefSeq and is a predicted model, not a curated record. Bases 132 to 2171 code for a protein of 679 amino acids. Gene Ontology annotation, molecular function: DNA-binding transcription factor activity, RNA polymerase II-specific; zinc ion binding; sequence-specific DNA binding. NCBI's taxonomy places the organism in Eukaryota, Fungi, Ascomycota, Eurotiomycetes, Eurotiales, Aspergillaceae.
CGCGAAAAGCGCUUCUCCACUGCAACGUUUUGACCCUUUCUACCCCGACGCUCCGACCUCGCCUCUUUUUCUUCGUCACUUGACAACACACGCUCAGCAAGAUUAACAGCUGAAGGGUCCCUAUAUGCACCAUGUUGCCCCAGAAGGGUCACAAGAUCCCGUUGACCCGGUCCGCUGCACGGAGACCCUCGAAUUGCCGAGCACUCCUCGCAUGUGUGAAAUGCAAGGAGAAGAAAUGGAAGUGUGACAAUAAUCCCUCAGGGUGUAACAACUGUCUGCGUGCUGAAUCUGUCUGCCUCGUGGAAGACCCCGUCACGAGGACAUAUCGGCCCCGAAACUACAUUGAGACCCUCGAAAAACGAGUAGAAUUUCUCGAGAGCCUACUGAAGGAAUGCCGUCCUGAUCUCGUUAAUAGCGACCUCUUCAAACUUCAUGCACAUGAGAAACAAAAAUCACCUAAUGUUUUCCCGCGGAUAAAUCACAUCAACAAUUCUGAUAUUCACCGUAGUGAUGACAGGAGUUCCCAGAAAGCCAAAGAUGAUUCGCAACGAGACGACGCUGUCGACAAACUGGAAUCAAAGGUUGGCCUACUGAGUCUCAAUGCGGCGGGCGCCGAGCCUCAGUAUCUGGGUUCGUCUUCAAUAUUCGCCUUUUCGCGCUUGAUCAGUCCAUCUCUUCGCCAGGUGGUUUCUUCUGAGCUUCCCACGGAUACCGUGGACGAUGACGCAGAUAAUCGCGUCUCUGUGCUACCGUCACCAUGCCUGUUACCCGAUCACGAGUCGGCUGUCAAGCUCAGUAAUGUCUAUUUCCAGAAUGUGAAUGUACACUACCCCGUCCUACAUGAGCCGAGCUUCAGGAUAUGGGAGUCGAUGCUGCUACACGAGUCAGUAGGGCCGGGAAAUCUUCGUCCGGACUCUCUCUCAUUAUUCUUCUUGAAUAUGGUAUAUGCUGUUGGAGCGUUGCUUCUGCCCCACCUAGGUUUUUCAGCGGAACGGCUGUACACAUCAGCAUUAAUGUAUAUCGAUGAUAUCCUGAUCCACGAUAACCUCGAAGCGGUGCAGGCCAUCUUGUGCUGCGCCAUCUACUCCGUGAGAUCCCCGACGGGCACUUCGCACUGGAAGCUUGGCAGUCUGGCGCUGCGUCAGUGUAUCGAUCUGGGCUAUCAUCGACAUACAAAACACUUUCUACUUCCUCAAGAGAGUUUGGUUAGGGUUGAACUUCGCAAGCGGGUGUUCUGGUGUGCCUACGUGAUAGAGACCCAGGCUGCUGUCAUGCUGGGUCGGCCUUUGAGUGUGCCUUACCAAGAGGUUGACGCUGAAUAUCCCAUCGACAUUGACGAUACGUGCAUCACAAAUACAGGUCUAAUAGGCACACCCCGGAGCUGCCCGCAGGAGCCACCCACCAGCAUGACGAGAGCGAUCUGUACCUUUCGCAUGCGACGUCUUCUGAAUCUCAUCCACACCCGACUGUACUCGAAGGCAGACCCAGUCUACUCGGGCAAUCACGACCAGCAGACCGACGUUGCGAACAUCCUCGCUGAGAUUGAGAAGUGGCGCUCCGAGCUUCCGCACUCGCCGCUCUCCCGGGACAACGAGGACCUGGCCUUAUUCACGAGCGCCGACUGGUAUGACCUGGAGUACAAUUACACAAUCUUACAGCUCUGUCGCGCCCAGAUCCUCGACCACCGGGCGGGGAGGGUGACCGAGGAGAUUUUCCUGGAAUGUCAUCGUGCCGCAGAAAACAUCUGCCAGAGCUACCGUCGCCAGUUCCUGGGGAAGCCGACGAGCUGUACCUGGGCUGCGCUGCAUGAGCUGUUCCUGGCGGGAUUGACAUAUCUCCACUGUCUGUGGACCUCGCCUGCAGCGCGAGAAGUCUCUGGCCCCGCGCAGGCAAACAGUACCUGUAACGAUUGCACGAUCGCGUUGGUGAUCAUGGCGGAACGGUGGGAUGUUGCGGCGCCUUACCGGGACAUCUUUGUGGCCCUUGCAAGCCGGACAAUGUCGAUGGUCAGUGAGAAGGCUCAUAACGAUGGAGUAUCUCAAUUUGUAGGGUUGGGCGACUCUGAAAAUCGAGCUGAACAGGGCGAAUGCACGGAAUGGAUGAAGAUCGUGGCUGACGCUGGGGUGCUCAAGGGCUCUAAUGCGCUGUUCACCGGCAUAGCGAGGGAUUAGCGUCUCCUCUCAAUAUGAAGAGCUGCCUAAUGCCCCUUUCUUGUUCAUUUGGUACCCCACGUGAUAUGAAUAACACGAAAUCUCACAAAGGCUAUACAGUUUGAGGUACGACAUGGGGAUAUGAACUGCUACGUUCGAAAGUGGAUAUCAUUGUUUUUAAC